GCCGCCCGCUGUCGGGGCACUGCCGCAGCAGAGCGGGUGAACGUGGUGAAGGCACCGGAUCAACUGGUCGGAAGCUUCUCCCGCUGUCGCUUUCUGUCCUCUUCGCUCAGCCCUUCCUCGUCUUGCAGCGAGCGUUGGCACUGAAGGUCUGAUGAAUUUUUGCUGAUGCAGAGUUCUGCUAAGUCUGCCUUUGGACCAGGAUUUCUGGAAACAUCAAGGAUCCUGACUCAAGGAUGUGUCCUAGGCACCCAGGAUAAUACCUGCUGAGGGGAUGCUGGAAGCUGCUCAGCUGCGGCACAGACUGUUUGUUUGGCGCUAGAGUCCCCAGAGCGAGCCCUGUAGCUGCUCUGUGAAAGUGAGGCUUUCCUCAGGAUUUUAUUCUGCUACAGUUGCUGAAACUGAUAAAACAACUGAAGAGUAAACAGCCGUCCUUUCACUGGGGACUUCGUGUAGUUUUUGGUUAUGGUCUGAUUUGAACUUAAAUCAACGUCAUAAUUCAUUGGUUAUUCGGUUUCGUUUUUACUUGGUGUUCAGCUGGCCCUAGUCAGUAGUUUUGCUUACGGAUGUAAACUAGUUGAAAUAAGGGAUUUUCUGUUUUGGGGUGUCAGAUCUGAAGAAAGGCUGUAAUGUUUUUCAUACCUCGGUGUAGGUAUACAUGGUCAGAAUUGCUGGAGGUCUCCAAAUGAGGCAGUUACAAUUCUAAUGCUAGAAAAUCCACUUGUUCCCUUACUGGUUUUGUCCAGUCUUAAGUGUCAUGAGGAUAGAUUAAUUUAGCAGGACAGGCAUGUGCCUUUUGUAGUUAUGCUUUCUAUAUUUGCAGGGGUGUGUGUGUGGUGAGUUCCCCUCCCCCCCCCCGUUAUUGGUCUAACCUUUUGGACAAACAACUCUUGCAUAUUCAAGGAUGAAGGGACUCAAUCUUCCCAGCUGCUAGGGCUGUCACACAUAGUCUGGGCAAUGUGCCAAAGUCUCUUUUCUACUGGGCUGAUUUCCUCAUUGCUCUUUCAAGCACUAGUGUUCGUGGGGGAGGCAGAUGGCUGCAGGAGUGUGGCACCUUCCAGUAGUAACGCUGCUCUAGGAAGGAGAGGUAGUCUCUUGUUAUGAGGCCUAAAUUGAUUCUGCUGCCUAAGAAAAGGGAGCCUCCUGUUAUGGGUCUGUCUUAUGCUUUCAGAAGGAGUCAGCCCUAAGGUGACUGACUGAUAGCCGACAUUGUUUAUUGAAGAAUACAGGAAAAAUUACCAUUUGCUAGGAAAAAUGAAAACUGAAGAGUACUCCUUUUUCUUUUAGUUAGUUAGUUUCAUUGUGGGUCCCCUCCACCUCCAAAUGUAAAGAACCCUUAAUUCUGUAGAAGAGGUUGGCUCGGAUGCUGUAAGCGGCUGAUGCUGGGCUAUUCUGCAAAAUAAAUAAGCUGCAAAGGAAAGAGCUGGAAGGAACCCUGGAUGUCAUUGUGCACUUGGAAUACAUCUGGAUGUGGUGAAGCUCAAAGCUCUGCUGUUUUUUGGAUGCAGUUAGGGAAGAUGCUUCCUGUCUGCUUGCUCCACAGGCUUUGAGCAAGAAACCUGGAGCUCUUAAGAAGUCUCUUCUCAGCUGAAUGAUUUCUGCUUUUUCUUUUCCCCAGAAAGAUGACUGGAAUUGCAGACAUUGUGAAAUUGUGCCAAAUCACUCCUUAGAGGAUGGUAAUGAGAGCUUGUGGAAAAAACAGCAGCCUAGGAGCUUUUGGCAUUGCCAGACUUUGCUCUGACGUGUCUAGUUGUAGCUCUUGAAAACGCGUCUCGUUCCUCAUCCAGCCUGUGCACCAAAAACUCUCCUAUUCAGAAACUAGAGAGAAAGUGCAAGGACUGACAAUGGCACUGAAUAAGUGCUACCUUCAAGCCUCCUUCCUGUAAAUAAUAGGACCAAACAAGGCGGUGUGAUGAACAUGCCACUGCAUCAGAUCUCUGUCAUUCCAGCUCAGGAUGUUACCUCUUCCAGAGUCUCCAGGAGCAAGACCAAAGAAAAAGAGGAACAGAAUGAGAAGACUUUGGGGCAUUCUGUGAGCCGUUCUAGUAACAUCUCAAAGGCUGGAAGUCCAACCUCUAUCUCUGCUCCUCAUAGCUUCUCUCGGACUUCUGUUACGCCAUCCAAUCAGGACAUCUGCAGUUCCAGUGCAGUGUUUUCUGAAUGUUGUCAUCACAGUCCAGUGCAGUCUGCUGUUGUCUUGAAAAAUCCUCACUGCCAGAGCUCUCUGACACAAGGGGUCACUGUGACAGUAAUCUCUCAGGACACGUUACAUGCAGCAAAGAGAAACUCCCGUGGGCAGGACUGGGUCCAGGCACUCAGGCCUGCUAAGAAUGUAAAGUCCACCCGCACUCUGAAAUUCUCCAAGUCCCUCAAUGACGUGGACCAGAAGGCACAGAGCACCAGUGAGUGCUUUGACUAUGUGGAGCGAACAUGCUCAGAAGGCAAAUUGACCCCAACUCAAGAGCAGUGUUUAAGGAUUAACAAAUUCCAUCUUAAAGAAAGGAAAUCGCUGAAUCUCAGGCCUCUUUCUUUUAGCAAUUCUAAAUACUCCUACAUUCCUUCCCUUUCCAACUACUCGAAUGCAUCGGGAGGAGCAGAGAACCACAGCACUGUACAUAUCCCCUUGCUGGAGGACAAGGUGGACCAUGACACCUCAAGAAGCAAAAAACUGUUGCGCUACCUUUUUUCCUUCUCCCACACUUCCAGCGCUAGCAGCCUGCAUAAGUUCCUCGAACUGGAGAGCUAUUCUAGUUACUUCCAAGCUGAGAAAUCCUCCAGUGUGCUGGUGGAAAGCACAGACUUCUGCUCUGAUGAUAUGGGAGAUGAUGACGUCUUUGAGGACAGCAUCUCAGUGAAACUGAAAACAAAAGAGCAGCGGGCGCCACUCUGUUCAGUUGAGAAGGACAGUGACCUUGACUGUCCUUCCCCUCCCUCAGAAAAAUUUCCCCCCCUCUCCCCUGUGUCUACAUCGGGGGAUACCUGCAGGAUAUGUCACUGUGAAGGAGAUGAUGAGAGCCCUUUGAUUACCCCCUGUCACUGCACAGGAAGUCUUCAUUUUGUGCACCAAGCCUGCUUGCAGCAAUGGAUCAAGAGCUCAGAUACACGUUGCUGUGAACUUUGCAAGUAUGAGUUCAUCAUGGAGACAAAACUGAAGCCUUUGCGAAAGUGGGAGAAGCUGCAGAUGACAGCCAGCGAGAGGAGGAAGAUCAUGUGCUCUGUGACGUUCCAUAUCAUUGCCAUCACCUGCGUUGUGUGGUCUCUGUAUGUCCUGAUAGACAGAACUGCUGAGGAGAUAAAACAGGGACAGACUACUGGGAUUCUAGAAUGGCCAUUUUGGACUAAGCUGGUGGUUGUGGCUAUUGGUUUCACUGGAGGACUUCUGUUCAUGUAUGUACAAUGCAAAGUGUACGUACAGCUAUGGAAGAGACUUAAAGCUUAUAACCGAGUAAUAUAUGUACAAAACUGUCCAGAAACUAGCAAAAAGAAUAUUUUUGAAAAACCUGCACUAAUGGAGCCAAACUUCGAAAGUAAAGAAAUGCUUGGGGUUCACCAUUCAGAUACAAACUCUUCACAUUACACAGAGCCAGAAGACUGUGCUGCAGAAAUCCUUCACGUCUGAUUGCUGGGUGGGAGGGGUGUUUCUGUAUGUCCUUGAGGAUUUAAAAUAUUGUUUACUGAAAACUUCUCUACCUUUUUAAAAUCAGCUAACAGCUGAGGGCUGUCAGAUGAAUUUUUUACAUUUGUGUUUUGUUGGAAUUUUUUUAAAUCCCCUUGGCAUAUCUGUCAGUAUGUUAUCAUGGUUGCACACCUCUCAACAUUUUGUCUCUUGGACUCGCCGAUCAAAGAGCCACAGGAUCCUAGGUAGUAUGAGCCUUGGUUUUGGUAUCAAGCAAGCCACUGGUGAACUGUUAUCAACUCUAUGGAGUCUGUUACUUUAGAAGAUGACUCGAAAUGAAUCUGGAAUGUGUGUUGUGUUUUUUGUUUUUUUCUUUAGCACAAUGAAGGAGGUUGCCCCAGACCCCAAGGGAAAUGAGAGACCUAGAAUCUAACCUACCGCUGACACUGCCACUAACAUUUUGUCUUAGGCAGCAGGUGUAAAAUUAUGCUUUACAUAUUGUGGCAAGACUCACAAAGCAUAUAGCACUUUUAAAAAUUUUUAUUUUGUAAUAUGUAUGUCCAUUGAGAAUGAAACUUGAAAGAAUGUGUAAUUUUCAAAACAUUUCUUCAUUCUUUCCGCAUCCAUUCUACCAGAACAUAAACCUCUUGCCUUAUUUAAAAAAAAAAAAAAAUUAAAAAGAAUUCCCUCAUGUGAUUUCCAACACAUGCCCACGUUAUCUUACUAAGCAUAACACUAAAAAAAUCUGCCUCCUUGAAUUUCCUUUGAGGAGCAAUUUUUUCAAAGGAUAUUGCACUUGUGACUUGUAUAUGGAGAGUAGUGGAUGUGUACAGUGUUUGUUUUCAAUGCAUAAUGGUUUCAGUGCUCUGUUGUGGGGACUGGUUUUGCUUUUUUUUAAAAGGUCUACUAUACCAUCAAUGGACCUGAACAUAUAUACCUGAUGUAACUUUAAUUCCAAACCAAUGGCAAAGGGUUUGAUGCUACAUUGGUAAAAAUGUGAGCUGUUAUGGUAAAAAAAAACUUUAUUAGUCAAUACAGCUGAAACUGGUUUCCCUUCUUUAAUGCUGUGUCAUGUGUGAAUUACCCAGGAAUUUGUCAUUGUGAGAUAAGAUGUUGAGAACAGAGUCUAGGAAGUAACUAUUGCAUUAAGUAGAUGAGUUAAAAUGACCUGCCUGUUUUCAGUCCUUAUGGUGGUGCAUUAUGUGGUCAGAGAAUAAUGUAAUCUGUUGUUUUGAAUUUGGAGCUGACUUUUUAAACUCUCUGUGCUAAUGAGAGAAGGGACAGUUAAAAUCAUUUUGAAGAGCUUUAGACAGAGUUGCCUGAAGACUGAGGUGUCUAUUGGUACUCACUUAACUGGUGUGCUUUACUGAACAACUGUCUGGGUUCAAGCCCUCGUUUAAACAGUAUCUGCUGUCAGUGUGACUGGAACAGAAGCGAAGCCCCAGAUGCAGAGCCUCUGCCUAUGAAAGCUUGCUUUCUCCACUUGAGCCCUGUCUGACAGAAAACAAAGUCAAUGGUAAUCUAUUCGGUAAUCUAUUCGGUCUUGGUAGGAGUUGCCUGGACAUCUCAGUUAGUUAAAAGCUUUUUUUACUUUUUGAGAGGCUGAGCUAAAUCUCAAGGUCCAGUUCAGGUUUUACUUGGUCCUUUUUCAAAUAGAACCUUCAUUGAGCAAGACAUUUAUAUAAUAAAAACUGUUGCUUUAACUUCUCCCCAAGAACAGCAAGAGGUCAGUGAAUUUUCCUUAAAAUGUGAUAAUAAUUUAUUUCUAGGUUAAUCUUUGUUUUAAAAAUUGGCAGGUUUCUUAAAUGGCAGAGAGGGGGCUAUGCUAAGAGAACGCACACCAGUGUUUUCUAAGAGCCGUUACAGGAAAAGCGUGUCUGUGUGUAUGUGCGAGAUCUCAUGCUUGAAGCUUACUGGCUGUGAUCUUCAUGAACAACAUGGUACCUUGUUCUUGAGAUGUUUGGGGGGAAAAAAAAAAACAGACCUCUCUACAAUCCUAGCAAAGCUGCAGUGACUUGGGCUUGUGUGCUGUGCUAGGUGCCAGGAUGCCCCAUGUGUAUGUGAUGUAAGCAGGCAAACCCUGCCUACCCUGCUAGUAUCUGGCAGCAGUCUUCAUGACCAUAUGCAUGUAGAGAGUGUUGUCUAUGCCAGCCAUAUUUCAAAGUGCAAUUACUGGGGUCCUUCCCUGAACUCUGCUGUAAUUGAUCCUAUUCUAUUAUUAGAACCCAGAUAAUAAUACAGUCUUUGUUUUGAUUGCUUUGUUCUGUGAAAAGAUUCACUGGAUGAACUCAGGUGGGUUAAAUAUCAGGUCUUACACGCCUUCAUCAUGUUCUUUUUAAAUGCCAUAUGUGCAACGCUUAUGCAUCUGCAAGAUGCUCGUGUUAAACCUGCAAGAUGUAGAGAAGCAGCUGCUGACUGAUGCUGUGUGAAUUCUCAUCUGAUCUCUGGCCAGUAGGUGAAAGGAAAAUGACAAAUUCUGAUAUAAAACCUGUUUGUUCUUCAGUUCACGUGAGAGGUGCUGGUGUCUGACUGGUGUUCUGAGAAGUGCUGAUAUGGCAUAUUGUUACAUGCUGUCCUAUUUCAAUCACUGUCAUCAGUGAUUCUCGGUGAAACAUUGUGAAAUCUUGCUUGGCGUUUUGGAAGGUCUGUGUGGCAUAUGCUAGUUAGUGUUCAGCACGUUCAGGGUACUGAUGGCUUUUGCUGUGCCCUUGUCUAUCUUGGGAAGGAAAAUCAUCUCCAGUAAAACUGGCUGGGGAAAAAAACAGCCAGAUGAAACUAUUUCAGUCGGUGCUGCCAUUAACCAUUUCCUUUCCCUGGUACAUCUUUUCUGAAUGAAAAUAAGACCUAAUAUUUCAACUCUUUAUAUCUGUUGGAACUGCUUAUAGCAGUAAGGGCUGCAGAACAGAUCUCUCUGUUGGGUGCUGUCACUGAUUUUUGCUUAUGCUGGUGACACUUGUCAUGUUGCUUCAUGUUUGGUGUUAACAGAGGGCUUCUGGAACUGCAGUUUUCUACUUUUGCAUGGUGCCAUCAAAUGACGUAAAAAGGCUAAAUGGUGCUUUUUCCUUCUUUCUCCUGAAGGAGAAUCUGUUGACCUGUUUUCAGCUUCUUGCUGCAAGGCAUUGAUGCUAGCUCAGGUGAGCUCCCUCCUUCCCGCCUGGCCAUCAGCACCAGCAGUGACCAUUCCUCACCAGACCACCCAUUCCCAACCCUUCUCCUGGCAGCUUUUCAAGCGACUGGAGUAGAAGUCUGACCUGUUUUGGCCAUGGUUCUGUGGCCAAAGUCAGUCACGUUCCCCAGGACUUCUCGGAGACCAGAAUUUAAGUAGGAAGGAAUAUAGGCUUAAUAUCGUUUACCCCGACCCUUUCCCUAGAUUGUCAGAGCCUUUCCUGAUUUACCCCGACCCUUUCCCUAGAUUGUCAGAGCCUUUACUGAUUUGCCCAUAGAUGUAAAUGCUCUCGGCAGCUGACCAAACUUCCCUUCUGUUGUCAUAGCAAAGUCGUGUCCAAAAAUGCAGAGGCUGUGCCAAGGAAAUUUUCUACCGGAAAGUAUAUCGGUAUAUCUGCUGGAGCAUGAAUGUGCAUUAUGUUAGAAGUACGGGCAAGUGCUGCAAAAGGUUGAUCUGCUUUAAGAGAUCAUGAGAUAAUAAAUUCCUAUGACAUCUCAGGAUUUUCUUCAACUGUAACCUUGUGUUUGGGGGGUCUGAAGUGUUACUCUGUGCUCUGAAGAGGUCAUCCAGACCUGGAGAUAGCUUCCCAUGGUUGAAUGGCUUUCAGGUUAGCUUUGCUGCAGCAUGGGGAUUCAGCAAAGGUUACACAGAGCCUGCCAGGGUUGGAGAAGCGCUGGGACUCUGCUGCAGCAGGAGAAAUCCUGGGAAAGAAUAGUAACUGCGUUUCCAACCCUCCUACAGCUAAUGCUGCUGUAUGGAUCAGGCCGUCAAUGCUGCUUGUCCUCCUGCUGUCAGGAAGGGGAUGGGCUCCCUGUGCUGCCCUUGGGAAACCCUCGCAGUGAGCAGGAAGUGUGGAUGUGGCCACACCUGGGAGCUGAGUUUCUAUUGCCCUGUGCUCGGAUGGAUAAACAUCUGUUUCAAAGUGGGAGCCAGGUCUGCAGUUACCUCAGAGCUGAGGAGCAUUACGUAUUUCUGGCGUAAUCUGCUGUGGCCGGCGAUGGAAGGGAGAUCUGUCAUUCUGUGUUGGGCCCCUCUCAAAUAUGGGUGAAACAGGGCAAAUACAAACACAAAGACAUUGCUGGCUGGAUUUUCACAGAAUUAUCCUAGUUAUGCAAAGAAUACUUCUAAACAGGACCUUUUAUUUUGUGGUUAUUUUUUAGUUUUGAGAUAUUGAGGUGUCUGUAUAUUCCAAUGAAGUACUGAAAGCACUUGUCUUUGUAUAGGAGAUAACUGUUUAAAAAAUGCAGCUCAUCUUGUAUUUAGGUAAAACAUUUGUAGAUAGGUGAUUGUGUAAUGUUAAUCAACUCUGCCCUGGCAUGUGGUAUAUAGUUUAUACAAGACACUUCACACUUCUACAGAAUUUUUUAGCUAGUAAAUUUCUAGUGACUUAAAUGUAUAGUUUUGUAUCCUUUCAUGUAUGUUCAUUUCUCAGUAUUGCCACUUGCAGAAUAAUUUUUAGUUUCUUAAACUGUAAUUGGUUAUUUGUGUGUGAUACACAGGGUUAUUGACUGCAGC
This is a messenger RNA of Struthio camelus australis, 8294 nucleotides long. NCBI's taxonomy places the organism in Eukaryota, Metazoa, Chordata, Aves, Struthioniformes, Struthionidae. The record is from RefSeq and is a predicted model, not a curated record.